AUGUCUCGAGCGUGCCUUAGUGAUUUCUCCCUUUCUAUUGACCAGGGCUUUCAAUUUAUCGAACGAAUUGGAACUACUUUGGUGGAAACACCUUCCAAUGCUAAAGAAGAUCGUAUGGAAGGUAAUGCUAUUGCGAUAUCGGAGGUUACCGAAGCCUUACCAGCGACAGGAACUCAGGAAAGAGGGUCUAGUGCAGUGAGUGGCUCUCAAAACGCACUCGCGGAAGCGUGGAGUAUCGACUUCAGCACCCCUAAACUGCGUCGAAGGACCUGUGCCAAGGAAAGGCAUGCAUUGUUAGAAGGUUGGCUACGCCAUUCAGAAAGAAAGAAUGAUGCCGGAACGAACCGCUCUCUUUCUUUACAAAAAGGCUCACAAGAGGAACACUCUUGUAGCCAGAAGAAAAGUCAUAUUUCAACGGACAGCGAAGGAAACAUUGCCGCUGUUUCCACAUCGGUGCAUGCGCUUCAUGUAGUCAAUGUAGACGGCCUUGAAGAUAGGAACACUAUUGUUCCAACUAAUCUGCACACUAAGCGUGCUGACCUAGAGAAGCGCCUAGUUCUACGCCUGCCACGCCUCCUGUGUAUAAGCAAGCAAUAUCCUCGUAGUUGCGGGAUUACCUCCUUAACCUCGAUUUAUAAUUACCUCUAUAGCUGUAUCGGAGAGACUGCGGCUUAUUCUCACGUGCCGCCAGUUACUCAAGAGGAGGUCAUGACGAUCCUCGGAUUUGAACCACCCUUUGGGGAAAUACAAUGGGGGGGCUUCACGGGGAAUACGACCCUGAUUCGAUGGUUCCAUGCACUGAAUCGAUACUUCGGUCGGAAGGGUUUUGGCAGUGCGUACAUAUUGUAUAAAGCACAUGGACAGGGUAAGACAACACAUAUGUAUGAAAGCGAUGAGGAAGUGUUAGAUGCCGUCAAAAAAGCCCUCUCGGACCCAUGUUGUGCACUGAUUUAUCACUGUUAUAAUCAUUACAUGGUGCCAGUGGGCUAUCAGGUCAUCCCUAUCGCACAAACAGAUUUCUACAGUCCACAAGUCGCGGCAGAAAACUGUGAAACAACAAUUUUUAUUGGUGAAGUCAGUAGGGGAAAACAUGAAGCGAUGUACGCGCGAAAAUGGUCGCUCAUCAAGAAGGAUAUUGAAUGCCAGUCGCCCUACUUUUUCAAUAUCCGGCACCCAGAGCAAGGGGUUCAGCUGAAGACAGCAAAAGCUCGGCAUCACGGCGUCAGCGCCACGGGAAAACAACAGGUUGAAGGUGAAAAUGAGAAUGCAUGUAUUCAGGAAGAGGUCACUAAUGCCCCCAUACUCUCUUCUGAAUGCAAUGUGAGCUCUCAAGCACAGCGAGAUGAUAAGGCGUCCACUAAUGGAGAUGCAGCUGUUUUUGCUGCCGCCCCACCACUUCCACCUGUGCGCGGCUCACUUUGCAUUUCAACACAGGAUUGUACUAACGGCGGUGAUGUUGUCCAUAACCCAACUAGCUUCGCGAUGCGAACGGGGGGAGGACUUGAGGCGACUAGUCUUAAAACAGAUGUGGGUGCAGUAGAAGAUGGUGACGGACCAUCAAGUCUGCGUGUUGCACAAACGACUGCACCGUCACCUGUUAUAGCUUCCCCUAUCACAAAAAAGGCAAAAUCCAAGCGUGAACCCGGUAAUUUGCACUGCUUGAUAGCCUUUAGAAAUGACAGAAUGGAGGAUAAUUUGAGCAAAUAUGAGCUAUUCAGUAGCGAUAGUUCAAUUUCUUUGAGUGACGUUUCUGAGGAGGACAGAAAGUCUUGA
Phytomonas sp. EM1 is the source of this 1773-nucleotide messenger RNA. NCBI's taxonomy places the organism in Eukaryota, Euglenozoa, Kinetoplastea, Trypanosomatida, Trypanosomatidae. The record is from the annotation of a GenBank genome assembly.